AACAAUUUAGGGGCCUUGAAAGGAAAGCACGGGCUGCUCCUGUGCGAGUUGGGAGAAUGUGCUCACCGCAAAGCUCGAACAUGGAUGAUGUGAAUUGUCUGCUACAUCCGGUGCAUCAAGCCUGCGCAGGUGUGCUGCAAGACACUCAGGAGUUCAAAUUCUUACGCUGGGAAGACUAGACAGUACCGGAGGGCUAGUAGAUGCCAACAGAGUGAGCUUGUCAGCAGAGAACAUUCAACGGUUUCCGCUACUAGCUGUUGCUGAGUCAAAUAAAGGUCAAACGAAUUGAGAGCCGUACAAUAUUUCCUUCCAACUCUCUCUUAUGACAUUAUUACCUACAGACUGCUGCUGCAAAGAAAAAAACGACUGUCUGACGAAAGGGGCGUUACCUCGCCUCAAUAAGCGUGCGCUAUCUCUCCUCGAGAGUACUUAGCAAACGGAGACAGUGAUAGUGUUGUUGUGUUAGCUAGUCACCUAUAAACAUAUCUCAGGUGCGAAGUUGCAGAAUUGCCUUUGCGUUUUCAUGGAGGAGUUCGUGUCCGGUGAAUGAUGGUGGUGUCCAAUGGACGGGUUCGCAGACAAGGAUUACGUUUACCGUCCUAGCAUAACCGUUUCAAGCCUUUGGAAGUCCCGCGUCUGGAAUCACAGUCUUUACUAUCCUUCUUACUGUGGGCUUUAACAAAGCUCAGUCUUACUUCGUUUACUUGUUGCACGGCUGUCCGAUGAUUGAUGGUGUCCGAUAACAGCGGCGUCGCUCUACUGUACAGAUGUGUGAACUGUAGCUGUUCGUAUUAGUUAAACAGGCAUAGCCAGACUCUUUCCCGGUGCUAGUCUAACUGACCAGUACUGACGGUUGUUUGGUUCAGCUCCAUAUUCUUGUGUACAGUUACAGUAUAGUACAGUACACGCGGCGGUAGGGUCUGGCAUUGCGAGUACUAAGCAAUUCUUGAGUUCCCGGAUUGAUUAGUUAAAUAAACUUCCUGGAAUUGCAACAUUUUUUAAAUUUCCAUCGGUAGGUAAAUUGGUACUUUAUUACCAUAUCUAAUAGAUCUAUUAUAGACUAACCUCCCUACGUAUGAGAACCAUCAACUUGAGCCAUCCUGUUCAGCUGUUAAAUAUCAACCUGUUCUCCUGCCGAGCACAUUCCUAUAGCAUUGCAUACAUUAGCACAAUGGACGAGUCGAAAGCCUGGUAAAUGGCAGAUCUCGACGAACAACAGCAACCGGACUCAGAAACGCAGACGUCGAUGCACGACGAAGGCGGCGGAGAGGAUGACGACGAGAAGCCCGUCCAGCAUCGCGACCCUCUCGCCGUCGAGGAGCGAAUGAGAGUCGACCGACGCAAGCUAGAGCGCAUGCUACAAGCUGGUGACGAAUGCAGCGAGACUGCGGAGGCUUUCUUCGAACGAGUCAUGCGGCAGACCGAGACGACCAUUAACUGGCCGUCUAAACUCAAAAUUGGAGCAAAAUCUAAGAAAGAUCCACACAUCAAGGUCACUGGUAGGAGUGAAAAUGUUCGGCAAGCAAAGGAAAUGGUGACAGCAGUGCUGGACACCAAGAGUAAUAGAGUUACUCUGAAGAUGGAUGUGUCUCAUCUGGAGCAUUCCCAUGUUAUUGGCAAGGGUGGUGUAAAUAUCAAACGAGUUAUGGAGGAAACGUCUUGCCAUAUUCAUUUUCCGGACUCGAACAGAAGCAAACAGUUUGACAAAAGCAACCAGGUUUCUAUUGCUGGUCAGCCUCAAGGAGUUGAAGCUGCAAGAAGGCGUAUUAGGGAGCUUCUUCCUUUGACAUUAACAUGUGAGCUACCGAUCACUAGUCGUGGAAUGCCAGAUUCUAAUGAUGCUGCUGUCAAAUUGAUCGCUGACACAUACCAAGUCAACAUCACUUUUCGACCAAGACCAAGGAUGUAUACGUUUGUGGUCAUCGUGCGUGGAUAUGUAAGCAGCUCUUCUUCUGUCAAGGAAGCGACUGCCCAUGUUAUUGAACAAUUGUUUGGGGAGCCAGCUCACUCAGUAAUGAUAACUAUCCAGAUGGAUAUUGCACCUCAGCAUCAUUUAUUUAUGAUUGGACGGAAUGGACUGAAUAUCAAACACAUUAUGUCCCGUACCGGAGCAAACAUUCAGUUUCCCGAUGUGGAGAGUGCACAGCGUAACAAAAGUACGGUGUUUAUCACUGGUAACAUUGACUCUGUUUGCCUCGCAAGAGAGCAGCUUAUUGGUUGUCUACCGUUGGUGCUCAUGUUCGACCUGAAGGACGAGACUGGAGCCGUGAUGAAUGACAUAGCUGGACUAUCCCAGCUUAUGGAGACGUUAGAUGUUUUUAUCAGUAUUAAACCAAAGCCGAAACAAUUGAGCAAGUCGGUGAUUGUGAAAACGGUUGAGAGGAAUUCUCAUAAUAUGUAUUAUGCUCGUGUCUACUUACUGGAGAGAGAUCCGUCGAGUAAGGCUGAUAGCGACAGCCCCGUCGGAACGGCUCAUUUCUCGUACCCUGUGGAGCAUCUCGAAAAGACAUUACCGGUAUUUGCGCCAACAAGUUUUCUUUCCAGUGCCAGAGAUAUACAACUGCAAAGUCUGAGAAGUGAAGAAAGCAAUUUGUCUGAGGCUGUCAGACAAGGGAGACGGAUUCCUUCUGGUCUUGCUCAUAUCAAUCAAGGAAUGAUGGACUUGUCAUUGAGCACAGGGUCAACCUCUACACUUAGUUUGUCAUCAUCUGGCUUUGAUUUAUCUGACUCCUCACUCUCGCUGUCAUCAUCGGGUCAUUCUUUGUCUGCUGAUAGCCCAAGAAAACCACUAAGAACACAAGGGUCUCCUUACCAUGGGCAAUGGCCACCUACACAUCUACCCAACAUGGACCUUUUGCGACGAAGAGCUUUACUUCGAGAUGUGCAGGAAUCGUCUAUUGCAAUGGUGCCUGGAGAUACUGAUUUGGGGGACAGUGGUUUGGGUCAAGAGCGCUUGACUUCAUCCAACUCGUGUGGUUCUACUACACGUCUUAACUCAAAUCACAACAGUCCUGUUCGUCUCCCAUUGACAAGUGCAAGUCCUUUGUGUGAUGACGGCUUGGGAUUUGUUCGUGAAAGGAAUGACUGUUUCUCAAACGUUGUGGGUUCACGAAACAGUGUGUCACCUGAUGGCAGCCACCACUCUUUUUCCGAUUCUCCCAUUUUAUCUCAUAUGUAUGAGCGAGCCUCGCCAGCACAUCAGAAGAGCCCGGGAAUGGCAGCGUAUCCUGACAAACACAUGACUCUGGCUCGUUGUGAUGCCAUUGGGACCGAGCAACAAGGAGAUUACGAAGGUGUUGACUAUGAACGAAAAAGAAAGAUGGCAAGUGAAGCAAUGAAAAAGCCAGUUAUAACACAAGAAGUUCGGAUUCCUACCGACAUAUGGAGUGGAAUGGGAUUCUCUCGAUCCAUGCCAGAAUCCGCCAUUCGUGAACAGCUUCGUCGUCUUGGGAAAACAAUGAAGGAACCUAGUAUGGCAACCGCAUUUGAGGCACAAGAAGCACUUGAUUUCCUCGAACAACAAGGACAAUAUGAUCCGCUUGGAGUGAAUCAUGCUCGACGUAAUUUGACUCGAGAAUUCGACUUUGGUCCUGUAGGAACGCCCGCUUCUGAUGGACAUGGGAGGAAAGCUUCGCUACGCAUUGACGAUGACUUGGCUGAAUUAUUAUGCAGGAUAGGGUUAUCCAAAUAUGCCACUUUGUUUCAAGACCAAGAGGUAGAUCUAAAUACAUUUCUAACUCUUGGAGACAGAGAUCUCAAGGAACUGGGAGUGUCAACAUUUGGUGCCCGAAAAAAGAUGCUGUUAGCCAUCGCAGAUAUUCAAGGACAGCCACUUGGUUCACAAUUCCAAGAUACAUCACGAAGAGUAGAAGACGCUCACCAUGCUGGUUGGAGGAAAUAUCCUUACAGCCAUGCAAUUGGUUCGCGGCGAGAUAUGAUGAGUAUGAGUGGUCGCUGGUAACCACCAUUUAUUGACCAAUUUUACUGAAUCGGUUCAGUUUUAUGUCCCUUUUUUUAUCAGACUGUAAAAUUGUAUCUGUUGGUGAAUGACUUUCCUUGAUUUCGAUAGUCUUUGACACAGCUAUGUAGGAGGUUCUCAGAGCUGUACAUUUUUGUAUCUUGUAGUAGCUUUUGUAUCAUUCAGAUGUUAUCAUGAGUUGUUGUGAGUACAUUGUUUUCACGUGAACUGGAA
This is a messenger RNA of Corticium candelabrum, 4192 nucleotides long. Its product is annotated as protein bicaudal C homolog 1-like. The record is from RefSeq and is a predicted model, not a curated record. The coding region runs from base 1196 to 3961 and encodes 921 amino acids. The transcript has 30 exons. Gene Ontology annotation, molecular function: RNA binding; protein binding. Gene Ontology annotation, cellular component: cytoplasm. Lineage: Eukaryota; Metazoa; Porifera; Homoscleromorpha; Homosclerophorida; Plakinidae.